AUGGCGGCCACUCGAAUAAAUCCGAACCGCCCUUUCAUUCGCCUCUCUCCCUCCCACUCCCGAAACAACUCGCGCUCAACCUCCUCACUGGAGAGAAUCCCCGGCUCCGUCUAUCAGCAACUCGACCCUCUCCUCAGUAACCUUUCUCCCGAAUCAACUCUCCAAGCCCUCACAUCCAUCGACGCAGUCCCUUCGAAUGAACAAGGUGCUCAUGAUAUUCUUUCACGAAGUAUCUCCCAGGUGUCGCCUUCGGAACGCGCCCUAGGGAUACGCGCGGCGGUAGCUGCCCAAAACCUGAACUUGUGGCAUAAAGAGGUCCAAUCAUGGGAUUGGCCAAAUCAACGCGACGCAAAGGUCGGGAUGGGUUUUAUUCCUCCGUCUGAGUCGUGCUCUGGGGAAAAUUCUAUCCCUUGGGGCUUUUUGGCUCCCCCUAGCAACACCCAGGAAAGCUACUACGGAAGCUUGUCAGCCAGCGUCGUCGAGCGAUACGAGAGGAGGGCGGACGAAAUCCGCGAUGGAAUGGAAGAUCUUAACGUGGAAGAAUUAAAGGAACACGUUUUGAAUGCCCACAUUCCCUCCAGGUCUCGGCCCUCGUCCGCCACAAGCUGUGUGUCCGUGCCUCCGCCGCUCAGCUAUGUACAACUGAGUGACUUUACAGCUGUCAUCACAGCAACCAUUUUGCGCGCUCUUCCAUACCUGUCGCGACUGAACGCUUUACUAGCCACUUGGGACAUUCGCAUUUUUGUCUUACGCCAAAUUCCUGGGCUGCUGAGGGAGCUCAGCUUGACCCGCUCCGCCCUUGACUCCUCCCUCCACGCCAUCAGAGCCCCACAUUCUUUUUUCCCCGACCCUACCGAAUUAUCCGAUGCUUCUCUAGCUGUUGACCAUGUUAAACUUGAGUCCGCAGUUGUGGCUGUGGGGAGGCGGAUGGACCGAGUUCUCGACGCGUUGGAAGGUCGUCCGGAUUCUUUGCCCGAACAAUGGAUUGAUGAUUUGGAAGCCAUUGAGUCUGAUUUUGCUGCGUGGGUUGUCGAGGCCGAUAAUUACAAGGUUCACAAUGCGUGGCUCCGGUCAAAAGCCGAGUCUGAAAUGGCUGAGAGGCGCGCAGCCGACCUACAACGCACAGAGUCGUUGAAGGAAACACAACAGGACCAAACUUCCGAUACAGUUGUAUCGGAACCUUCCGAUGAUCGUCGUUUCCCCCAGGAGCAGGCCGUCAAGCAUGAGCCUGAAAUCCAGUGUGGUAUUGGACACUCAUCCAGUGACGCAAAACCAACUAGCUCGCAAUCUGUUGAAAACAACACGGUGCCUCUUAACGAGACGCCACUUCCUGCAGUCGAAGGGAAUGUGUCGCCAAAGCUCAAACUCUCAAUAUCUCUAUCCAAGUCUCCAAUGGAAGAGAAGCAUGAGGAUUUAGAAACACCAACACAGUCCGACUUUCCACCAACUCCUGCGAUCAAUCGACAGCCCUUCUUAACUCCUGCAUCUACGCCUUGUGCAAUUGAUCGCAGCUUGGAAAACAAGGAAAACAUUCCUCCGCCCGGCUUCCAACAGCUCGAUGGAGCUAUGUCACCUCCCAGUCAGGUAUCGACAAGACCAAGUCCAUUGUCCGAGCAUACUGACGAUUCAUUCGUUCAACAUUCCACUGUACCUGAAAUGGAAGUCCAAAUUUCCAAGGUCGUCUUCUCUGUUGGGGUUGCCGCCGCGGAAGAGGCGAAUGCCCCCGCUGGUCGCAAAGACUUGCCUCGUGAUACUGUGGCUGGUGAAGAAGAACAGACCUCCGACGAGGAGGAAAAACAACUUUCUCCACAACACAAAGCAGCGGAACUCAAUCCUAAGCCUAAAACCAUCGGUUCUCCUGCUGGCCAGGACCCUAAAUCUCCAAACCGGCCCCGUGAACAGAACCAGUGUGAUACUCCGGUAGCAGCAACUAUCUCCCCGGUUCUCACACCAAACAGGUCAGUAAUCCGAGUGCCGAAAUCGAGACCGCCUAGCAGGGUUUCCCAAAUACCCAUGGCGGUGGCAUCACCCAAGUCAGGCUCGAUCGAGUCUCACCACCCGCGGAAUGAAGGGAAAGCAGAAUCUUGUCAACGGAAUGUUCCCAAGCCAUUGCAGAGCCCCAUUAGACUUUCCAAAUCCCGCCAAGGGAAGCAUGAUCUCGACAAAGAUAGUAAAGUGGCGCAUAAAAUCACGCGUCGUCGUCGGUCAUCUACUGGAUCUGUGGGUUCUUUGCUUUCAGACCAUUCUUCUCUCAUAUCCAGUCCCGAGACACAUGGGCAGCACAUUACUUCCUCUAAUGUGACACCCCUUGGGCCAUCGUCUCGCCCUGAAUCUACGCAUCCUCCUUCGCAUGGGGAUCAUACCUUGAGAGAGGAUCGUCUGCGUCGUUUGGAAAACCAGAAGCUUGACCCGCGAAUCUCCUUCCAACAAAAUCGCACGGUCAGUCUACCCCUCGAGCGGUUCAUCAAUGAACGCUUGGAGUUGGGCAUGGGAAGCGAGUCGGCGCCAGGUGUGGCUAGUGUGAAAUCGUCUAGGACUAGAACACACUCUGUUACAUCGGCCGACUUCGCAAAAUCCCCAAAGACACGAACCAGAAUCACAUUCCAAGAUACUUCUGCUUCGUCCAUUCCACCAGUUCCACGUCUCCCGACUCAGCAUAAAUUGUCACGAGGGAAGUCUGCAAGUGACUUGAACACUCAAAAUGAAAUGGCAAAAAUUGCGGAACGAAACAGAAAGACGUUCGGGAUGAAUUCCGCUCGAAGGGCCAUGGAACAUCUUCUUCAGCCCAAGUCUCUCCGAUGGCGUCAACGACUGACUACCCAUCCGAGUCUCGAAAGUCUGGGUGUGAAGAGACAAGAGCUGUCAUAUGUAGAAGAGCAUGAAUCCGAACUCACCGAUUUCGGAUUCCGCCCUUCCUCGCCAACCAAGCACAGCAAACAACCGCGAGACCAGCUCGACGAAAAGAUCAACUCGAUUCUCAACUCGCUGCCGGGUAAAAUCCAUUUGGUCGAUUCCAACCACGAAGUAGACGCAUCCUCAUCGGUCUCAUCCGUGGACCGACGAAUGCGGUACAGAUCCGAAUCUCCCACUGGUCCAACUCGCAGCACGACGCCCGCACCUUCUCUGACAUUAAUGCCCGCUGCCCGAAGACGGCACUCUCAUGCCUACAAGACGGAGGACAGCUGUGUCAAACUCUACCACCUCCACCAUGGGGGCCAGUCCGCACCGACAAAACUGUUCGUUCGCACCGUUGGCGAAGAGGGGCAGCGAGUGAUGGUUCGUGUUGGCGGUGGAUGGGCCGACCUGGGCGAAUACCUUCGUGAAUAUGUCAUUCAUCACGGUCGUCGUAAGGUGUCUGAAACGCCUCGUGUGGAGGUGCAGGGUAUAAAGACACGUUCCUCACCACCCCACGCUUCUCCGGGUACUAAGCUAACCCCGGCUACCUCAUAUCUUGCUUCUGGCCGGGCUACCCCCUCUCGACCAUCCUCCGUGCUCAGCGCUCGGCCACCUUCAUCCCUUACAGUUCACAAGAAACGACGAGGCUCAACCGCAUCCGAUGUGAUGAACACUAGGGCAGUGUCGACAGGCCACAUCUCCUCCUUUACCUCGCCUCAGCCCGCUGUCUCCCCUCUCCCUUCCUCGGCCGGUAGACGUCUGUCGAUGUCUUCUGGCUAUUCAGUCGGGGACGCCCAUUCUCCUAGCGCAACCGCUACUGUCUCCACGGCCAACGAAUCCCGCUCCACCCCGCUGGGAUUAGCUGGACCCAGACCGCGUGCUCGGUACGAAUCCAUGAGCCCAGAGGGUGAAGCCUGGGUUGCAGAUGUUCUCCAAAAGACCCGCCGCUCCAGCUCCCAGAACCCACCCCAUUUUGCACUGAGCAUGCCGCCUGACCACGAUGCUGAUGACCGAUUUGAAAUUGGCGAUGGCAGCGUGAUUGAACACUCCUUACCCAAAGUCCGCAGCAUUGGCGAUAUCGGCUCAAUGGGCACAAGCAGGCGGGUCGUGCUGAAGGGUCUGGGGUCUCGCAGGCCGUGA
Penicillium roqueforti is the source of this 4035-nucleotide messenger RNA. Its product is annotated as GAS2 domain protein. Gene Ontology annotation, molecular function: microtubule binding. The record is from RefSeq and is a predicted model, not a curated record. NCBI's taxonomy places the organism in Eukaryota, Fungi, Ascomycota, Eurotiomycetes, Eurotiales, Aspergillaceae. The transcript is spliced from 2 exons. Bases 1 to 4035 code for a protein of 1344 amino acids.